Megalops cyprinoides (Indo-Pacific tarpon) is the source of this 721-nucleotide messenger RNA. RefSeq names its product interleukin-8-like. The record is from RefSeq and is a predicted model, not a curated record. Gene Ontology annotation, biological process: neutrophil chemotaxis; antimicrobial humoral immune response mediated by antimicrobial peptide; cellular response to lipopolysaccharide. The coding region runs from base 3 to 347 and encodes 114 amino acids. Gene Ontology annotation, molecular function: CXCR chemokine receptor binding; chemokine activity. Lineage: Eukaryota; Metazoa; Chordata; Actinopteri; Elopiformes; Megalopidae. The transcript is spliced from 4 exons. Gene Ontology annotation, cellular component: extracellular region.
CAAUGGAGUUCACACUUAGAUCAUCAACCUUUCUCCUGGCCUCAGUGAUCUGCCUCCAGCUUUACCAAGCUGAAGUGGGAGAAAGCAUGCACAUUAUACUGAGAUGUGCAUGUCCUGAGAGCAACAAAUUUAUCCCAGAUGCCUUGGCAAACUUUACUAUCAUUGAAAAAGGAGCACACUGCCCUUCAGAUGAAAUCAUAGUGACACUACAGAAGAACAACAAGGAGGUGUGUCUGAGCCCAAGUGAAAGACAGGGUCAGCAUCUUCUCAACUGCUGGCAAAGGAUAAAUAAAGAUGAAAGCAAAAAGGCUGCAUGUCUCCGAAGGAGGAGACCUCAUAAAAAGUAAUAUUAUGGGAAAAGGAACCCGGACAACCUAGAGGAGCAGCAACACGGUUUCAGAGCUUCCAUGUGACUAGAGGAGUCUGGAGAGAGGAAGAGAGGAGAAAGGAAUGCUGGGAGAAACCACAAACAUGCAGGGAGAAGAGAGCACGCCGCUGAAUCCUUCACAUAUCAAAAGCUGCUCACACAAUGUCUUUCCUGUUGGUGUCACUCAGGAGCCGCGGCAUUAACCCUUGCACUCAAAUGAAGUUUAUCAUCAUCAUCAUCAUCAUCAUCUUACUCAAAGUUACUUUGAGCUGUAUAGACACUGUGAUAUUUUUGUAAAUGCGCUGAAGUCUUGAAAAUGGCACAUUGAAACUUCAUAUUGUUCAGCAGAACAAA